Molecule: messenger RNA, 1445 nt
Organism: Panicum hallii
Lineage: Eukaryota; Viridiplantae; Streptophyta; Magnoliopsida; Poales; Poaceae
Exons: 2
Coding region: 28-765 (245 amino acids)
Molecular function (GO): protein binding
Source: RefSeq, a predicted model, not a curated record
UUCGUUCGCGAUUACUAGUUCGUCGCCAUGUCCGGCGGCGAUGAUCCAACCCAGCCGCGGCCGGCGAAAUUCCCAAAGCAAUCGAACCCCACCACCACCAUCGAAUCCCUCGGCGAGGACCUCCUCCUCACCAUCUUCCUCCGCCUCCCCUCCCUCGCGACGCUCAUCCGCGUCGCCCUCACAUGCCGUGCGUGGCGCCGCGCGGUGGCCUCCUCCCCGUCCUUCCGCCGCAGCUUCCGCGAGCUCCACCCGGCGCCCCUCCUCGUGAUCUUCGAGGAUCCCGACCGCGAUGCCCUCCCGCCCUUCGUCGCCGCCCACCGCCGCGACCGGCACGUCCUCGCGGCCAUCCGCGGCGGAGACUUCUUCCUCACUCCCCUCCUGGAGCCCAACAGUUGCGCGUGCGAUGCGCCCCUCCGCUGGCGCGUCGUCGACUUCCGCGACGGCUGCAUCGUCCUCAUGAACAGGGUCGCCGGGCUACUCGCCAUCGUCAACCCCUUGGCCCGACAGUGUCCCGCGGACUACAUUCACAUUCCCUUUGAUAUGUGCUCUAGGGACGGACCUCUGCCGCUCGGCGUGCAUUUACUUUCCUCAGACGAGGAACCCAUGCCAUUCCGAGUUGUCUGGCUUCUUUGUGAUAUAACCAGGGUGCAGUUGGUGGUCUUCUCGUCGGAAACAAGGGAUUGGAGUUUUCUCCCUUGGGUGGAAAUCACAGAGAGGGUGCCGCCGCAUGAUGCUAACAACUGGUGGCUUCGAUGGGGGAUGUAAGCCAAUGGCCUUCUGUACUGGCCUUUCAAGAACGAGGAGCACAUGCUGACUCUGGACAUGGCAACGAUGGAGUUCUCUGUUUUUGAGCUCCCUCCAUACUUGAAGGGUCAGCAGGAUUGCUUCUUUGCCGUUGGAGAGACUAAGGAUGGCGACCCUUGCUUUGUUUAUUGUAUUGGGUUCAGCAUUGGUGUGUUGAAGGACAGAGUUGGCGAUGACGGUGUUAAGAGAUGGAUUUUGGUUGGCAUGGUCAACUAUGAGGCAGAGUCAGCAAAUGGCAAUAGACUGCAAGUCGUCACUGUAGAGGGUGGCUUUGCAUACUUGAUCACAACAGAGAUGGUGCUUUCGCUAUGCAUUGAAACAAUGAAGCUGGAAAAGCUGUUUCCGCAGACUUUCUAUGCCCUUCAUUUCCAUCCUUACAUCAUGGCAUGGCCUCCAUCUUUAGUAGGAAACUACAGACACUUUGCAAUUAUACAAGAUGGCGUCGGAAAUGAGUAACUAGGUGUGGUGGUUCUAAGUGUGACCUACAUUGGUAUGAAGGUUUGAAGAAAUAGAUCUCCGAAUAUUUGGACAGAAAUUGUAUCCGAAAGUGAAAACUGCUUAGCAUACAUGUGUAGUAAAAACCUUUUAUAUUUGUAACAAACAAAGAUGAUGUUUAUAAUCAGUUUGUCAUUUGAUAUUUA